UGCUGUCAGAGAAUGGCGCGCGCAAACCGGAAGUGUGCUCGGAAACAGGUGCUCGAUUUGUCUCCGAGUUGCAGGAAGUUUUUGCAGUGGGGCGGGAGCGCGGAGGAGUCGUCAGGGCUUUCUCUUGACCACCAUGAGCUUGCGCCUCCUGUGCUCCGUGUGCGGCGGCGGCGGUGGUGGUGCGGCUCUACGGGUCCCGCGUGGUCUCAGCUCCCGCCGGGCAUACUCGGGGCCACGUUCUACUGAGGGGUUCCGUCCCGCUAGGGUGGCUGUGGUAACCAAGACAACGCGAUACGAGUUCGAGCAGCAGCGCUACAGAUCCACUGGUCUCUCUGAGCAGGAGCUGAGGGACUUGCUUGAAUUGAAGGGAUCCAGCUACAAUGGUCUUCUGCAACGAUACAAUAUACACUCAGAAAAUGUUGAGCACGUUGUACAGAGCCUACGCAAUGAAGGUGCCGAUGUUCGACUUGUGAAAAGAAGAGACUAUGACGAGGAGACGGUACGAUGGGCUGAUGCCAUUAUAUCAGCAGGAGGUGAUGGCACAAUGCUGCUUGCAGCAAGCAAAGUACAAGACCGCUUUAAACCAGUGAUUGGAGUUAAUACUGACCCAGAGAGGUCUGAAGGACACCUUUGUUUACCAGUGCGGUACACUCGGUCCUUCCCAGAAGCUUUACAGAAACUAUAUCGUGGUGAGUUCAGAUGGCAGUGGCGCCAGAGGAUCAGACUUUACCUGGAAGGAACUGGUUUUAACCUCAUCCCUGUGGAUUUACAUGAGCAGCAGCUGAGCCUGGAUCAGCACAUUAAGGCCCAUAACAGCCAGCUAGAGCAAAAGUCUGUAGCAGUGUCUGGACCCCAUCUUUUGCCAGUGAGAGCCUUAAAUGAAGUCUUUAUUGGAGAAUCCUUAUCAUCAAGGGUGAACUAUAAAUCCUGCAAACCACGUUUUACCUUCUCGCUUCAUAGGGCCUCCUACUACGAGAUCUCUGUUGAUGAUGGUCCUUGGGAGAAACAGAAGAGUUCCGGUCUGAACGUUUGCACAGGCACAGGAUCAAAAGCCUGGCCAAUCUGUUGCAUCUGUAUCCUCUGCAGGUCUUACAAUAUAAAUAAGAUGUCCUCACAGUCUGUGGAAGAGCUGCUUAAUAUUGUCCGAAAACAUAAAUCCUUGAACUUCUCUUUAGACCACGAUCUAAUACAACACGUUACUGAUGCAUACAAUGACUCCCUCGUUUAUAAUCCAGAGGAGCCAAAGAUGUUUUUUAGUGUUCGAGAGCCCAUUGCAAACAGAGUGUUUUCGAGCAGUCGGCAGCGUGGCUUCACGUCCAAGGUAUGUGUGCGGUCCCGGUGCUGGGAUGCUUGCAUGGUGGUCGAUGGAGGUACAUCCUUUGAGUUCAACGAUGGAGCAAUUGUAUCUAUAGUGAUGGAUGAUCAGGAUGCCCUAUGUACUGUGCUGCUGGAUGACUGAAGUGAUGUACUGACAGGGAGUACUUAUAGCUGAUUAUCUGUAGCUAUGGGGUCCUACUAGAGGAGAAGCUUCAGUAAAGCCCUUAACCUAAUGUACCAGUUCCUUUGCUGCAAACUCAGGACACUAAACCAAUGAGAGAAGAGACCGGUGAGUACAGAAGGGCUGUUCCCUUUGCUGGAGAUCACUGGUAUGGAGUGUACAAUGUUACCUUAGUUACAGGAAAACCCUUCUGCUGACGCUAAACCACAAUUCUCUUUUAACUUUGACAAUGGAGUGAUCGCAAACAAAGCCGAGGGGUGUAACCCCCUGGAGCCAAGCUUAGGAGUCAUUCUCUCUUAGCCAAUCACAAGCCAUGCUGAUGCCAAACCUUCACAACUGCUAUAAAAAAAAUAACAUUUGAUGGACUGUUGUGUAUAUUUGUAAAAAAUAAAAAAAAAAUUAUAAAUUC
Molecule: messenger RNA, 1907 nt
Organism: Xenopus laevis (African clawed frog)
Lineage: Eukaryota; Metazoa; Chordata; Amphibia; Anura; Pipidae
Gene: nadk2.S
Product: NAD kinase 2, mitochondrial S homeolog
Exons: 12
Coding region: 134-1459 (441 amino acids)
Biological process (GO): NADP+ biosynthetic process; NAD+ metabolic process
Cellular component (GO): mitochondrion
Molecular function (GO): protein homodimerization activity; kinase activity; NAD+ kinase activity
Source: RefSeq, a predicted model, not a curated record